AUGGCCUAUGGCUUGCUCUUGUGGAGAAUCUUUGCGGCCCGAAAAUGGGGGGAGCGGCUGAGCGGCCUAACUGGUGAUCAAGUCACACUCCCGAUAACUGAUAUAACGUAUUGGAAACGAAAUCAAUUAGAGGAGUCGGCAGAUUUUGUGCGCAGGUCAGCCAUCCAGACAGAAGACACACUUACUAUCGCUAUUGAUAAUCUUGGUAUACGAUCUCUAGAAGUGUUGGAUUCUUGGCCGUCUGCGAUAUCUCAUCAAGCCAAACGCCAUGAAGUCUAUGUUGUCGAGAAGAUUUCCAACUUUCAUAAUAGGCUAAUGUUAGAAAAGAAGGUAUGUCAAUUCAUUGUUUAUUAUUUACGAGACUUAUUAUGUAAUAGGGAGAUUAUAUCCGUAUCCAGAAUAUGGACGAGCCUCUUCGACUCUGGGAUACUCCAGCCCCUCCAUCUUUGCAUUCCUGUCAAUUCAAGGACAAGGAAACAUCUCCGCUGCGACUUGGAACCAUCAAGUUAGAUACCUCUCUUCGUGGCCUCUCUGUCUUCUGCUGCGACCGUUCUACCUAUGGCAUUUAUCCUCAUUACACUGAUGAUCUAUCUUCCGUUCUUGAUAUUUUCAAUCAAAUUCCGUUAAGACGACGAAACACUCUUAUCUGGCUUUUUUGUCCACUUGCCCAGCAGCAAAUUAGGGAUGUUUGGCUACGACAUGAUUCCAUACCUAUCUUUUCCACUCCGGCUCUCGUGGUAGUUUAUAUGCCUCCUUUCCUAGAAUGCCUUUAA
Hymenoscyphus albidus is the source of this 773-nucleotide messenger RNA. The record is from the annotation of a GenBank genome assembly. NCBI's taxonomy places the organism in Eukaryota, Fungi, Ascomycota, Leotiomycetes, Helotiales, Helotiaceae.